Nannizzia gypsea CBS 118893 is the source of this 1134-nucleotide messenger RNA. RefSeq lists its product as hypothetical. The record is from RefSeq and is a predicted model, not a curated record. The transcript has 4 exons. Bases 1 to 1134 code for a protein of 377 amino acids. Lineage: Eukaryota; Fungi; Ascomycota; Eurotiomycetes; Onygenales; Arthrodermataceae.
AUGGCGAAGAUUCUUUACUUCUUUUUGCUUUCCCUCCUGACCGCCCUGUCUUUGGCCUUCCCCGGCCAUGACAAUAGCGAGUGUUCCAACUGGUGCAAGGACAACUAUUCCAAGUGUGGAUAUAAGAACGUCGGGGCUUGUGUCUCUGAGGCUGCUCACAAUGGAUUUGAAUGUUGCUGUGGACCGUGCAAACCUCCAAAGUUCUGCAAAAAUCACCAGUGUAUCUGUCCACCUAACACCUGUGGAAAUGACUGUAAAGAGUGCAAGGCCCCCAAACAAUGCAUUUAUGGACAGUGCUCUUGUCCACUAGGAACAUGUGGAAAUGACUGCAAGAAAUGCCCCUCCGGAAAACAAUGCAUCAAUGGCCAAUGCGUAUGCCCGAAAGACACAUGUGGAAACGAUUGCAAGAAAUGCGACUAUCCCAAGCAAUGUGUCUAUGGCCAAUGCGUGUGCCCAAAGGACACCUGUGGAAACGAUUGCAAGAAAUGCCCCUCUGGAAAACAAUGCAUUAAUGGCCAGUGCGUAUGCCCUAAGGACACAUGCGGGAACGAUUGCAAGAAAUGCCAGUACCCUAAGGUUUGUGUUUACGGCCAAUGUGUGUGCCCAAAGGAUACUUGCGGUUCGGACUGCAAGAAAUGCCCAUCUGGAAAACAAUGCAUAAACGGACAAUGUGCCUGCCCUAAGGACACAUGCGGGAACGAUUGCAAGAAAUGCCAGUACCCUAAGGUUUGUGUUUACGGUCAAUGUGUGUGCCCAAAGGAUACUUGCGGUUCGGACUGCAAGAAAUGCCCAUCUGGAAAACAAUGCAUAAACGGACAAUGUGCCUGCCCUAAGGAUACUUGUGGGAACGAUUGCAAGAAAUGUCAGUAUCCUAAGGUUUGUGUUUACGGCCAAUGUGUGUGCCCAAAGGAUACUUGCGGUUCGGACUGCAAGAAAUGCCCCUCUGGAAAACAAUGCAUAAACGGACAAUGUGCCUGCCCUAAGGAUACCUGCGGGAACGAUUGCAAGAAAUGUCCAAAUCCUAAGCAGUGUAUAUAUGGCCAAUGCGUUUGUCCUCUAGGAACAUGUGGUGAUAACUGCGCAAAAUGUCUGCCCUUCCAGCGCUGCAGGAACGGUAAAUGUACAUGGUAUUAA